AAGAAUAAUGUGACAAAUCAAUAUGGAAACGGUUUAAGAAAUAUAGAAAAAAUGGUUUUUUUACUCCAACUCCAGAAAAUGUAGGACAAAUAUUUCCAAAUUGUUCAAGUUAUAUUUUUCUUUUCGGUGCCGGUACAUAAAUUAAUUUAAUACAUACAAAAUACAACCAUGAAUAUCAGAAAUAGAACCAAAGAUGUUGGUCUGGCUCUAUUCAAAUUGGACAAACUGCCACUGCAGAAGUUACGAGGAAAAAGUACAGUCGGCGGCUCAAAGGAUUCCAGUCCAGAAGAUGCGAACUGCAAGAAAUGUAAGCAUUUGAUUGAAAAAUCCUUCAGUAUAGAUAGAGAGCAUGUCUCGCGUGCUGUUGCUGACAAGGAUGAGAAGAAGGAUAAAUUGGAAACUAUAGUGGAACACCCAUUGGUGGAGGCGGAGCCUAGGGUUGAGGGUAUAGACGCGCCUCCAAAACUAUUUGGUACGGAACGGUUCAAGCAACCUCAAGACCGUCGAUUACAAAAAAGUUUUGAUUUAAGCAAAUUGACAGGGUUAGACGAUUUAGCUUGUAAGUUGAUGAAUGUACCACCAUCACAAAUUGAUAGUAAAUUAUUGGAGACAUGUCUUACCGCUAGAGUUGUAGACUUUGAUAAAUCACGAACUUAUCCAAUAGUUGAAAACUUUGAUUGCGAUGUACCGGAACAUAUCGGUCAAACUAUUGAUGGUUUUUGCAAGGAUGAUAAAGAUACUCUACAAAUAGGUAGGUAUUCAAAUCUGACUCCUCUCUUAUACAGAAGCUAUGAUCUACAUCUGGAAUCUGAUUCAGAUGAAAAAUCAUUUAAAGCUGAGUCAUCACAUCCUUUACAUCUAGAUGCUGACUUUAAGAUGUCUAUUGAAAAAGAUUUUUUAAUGCAUGAUUUGAAUUUACACUCGUUUCCUAUUAGACAUGAAUUUAUAGCUUAUAAUAUGAUUGUACCACCGCCUUUACCACCCAACGACACGUCUAUAUCGAGUCGAAUGGCAUACGAGGAGGAAAUCCAGGAAAGCUUCCGCCGCGACAGGACUAUGCCGCCCUACAUGAGAGAGUAUAAGUUAGGCAAGAAAUCACAGGAUGCGAGCACAGUACAAGAUGCAAGCGAAGAGAGUUACAGAAAUUAUCUAUCUACGUUAUCCGGAUCCGCCACCUUUCAAGAAUCAUUAGGACCGGGGAAAGUCAGCACAGGUAAAUCCACAAAACAGGAGAUUCCCCUAUCUCAGCUACUCAAGCAAGUAAGACAGAGAAAUAAGAUCGCACAAGAAAUGGCCAAGAAGAAAUUAAAAUUUGAUGUUAGUCCUUUUUUUAGCAAAUCAACGUGCUUUCCGCCUUUAGACCUACGCCCCAAGUCUGCGACAUGCCCCCCUAAAGCCUGCCCACCUCGUAAGAAGGAAACUCCCCCUAGAAAAGCUAUGCCUUGUCCACCACCAAAGAAACCUCCGUGUCCUCCACCCAAGAAGGGUCCGUGCCCUGUUAAAUCUAACCCAUGCGAUCCCUGCAAACCUCCUCCACCUUGUCCUGCUCCAAAAAAUCCAUGUGGCUUGUACACUGGAAACAAAUUUAAAGAUACAAUCACAUUGAUUCUUUGCGGUUUUAAUCCAUCUAACAUUUUACGACACACUUUAGGGUUACCUCUGCUGUGGAAUUUCUCUAAUAAUCUAGUAAAAGAUACUAGAUUCCACAGUCUUUCUACAACUUCGAUAGCAAACUCUAAAGCUUUAAAAUUAAAGUCUUCUCACGACUUGUGGGCAAAGGACACGUCUGAUGACUAUUUUAAAGUUUCUGAAAUUCUGAGAAUUUCUGAUUUGGAAAAAAAACAAAGGGAUAUAGAGAGUGUUUAUUUUGCAAGGAGUUAUGAUCCAUGGGCACCUAUCCCGUCCUGGCCGGCGGUAGAAAAGAAGGAAAAAAAGAAAUUGGUCUGCCCUAAGGAUGGUUGCAAGGCGCCAAAAGUUUUGCCCAGCAAGCCCUGCAAGGAGUUUCCGUGCUCUUUUAAUGCUGCAGAUCGAAAACGUUAAGUAAAAUAAAAAAUAAUUUGGCUGUGACAUGGAAUAAUUAAAUAUUGCAAAAUUUUAAAUCAGUAAAUC
Messenger RNA from Papilio xuthus (Asian swallowtail), 2109 nucleotides. RefSeq lists its product as uncharacterized. The transcript is spliced from 2 exons. Lineage: Eukaryota; Metazoa; Arthropoda; Insecta; Lepidoptera; Papilionidae. The record is from RefSeq and is a predicted model, not a curated record. Bases 169 to 2040 code for a protein of 623 amino acids.